AUGGAGGAAGUAUUGGAGGAAAAUUAUCUUCAAUAUGUUAAAAAGAACGGAGGAAACGAGUUGCAGGGAAACCGAGGUGAUCUACGCCAAUGGAUAUUUGAGAUAGUGAAGGAAUAUGAUGUAUAUAUUGAUUAUGUUUGGGAUUUCGGCAUAUUUCCAUUCAGAUGCCCACAAAAUAAUCCAGAAAUGAUGACCACGGUAAGAAACAAUAUUUACCCCUAUUUUGUUGCGAAGCAUUUGGACUUACUUGACACGGUGUUCUUCAGGCUCCGCAAGAAAGACAAUCAGGUGUCUUUCCUUCAUUUAUAUCACCACAGCAUCAUGGUGGUGUGGGGUUGGCUGUACUACAAGUUCCUACCGACUGACCAUUUCGUUAUCACCGGUCUGUUGAACAACAUCGUUCACGUAAUGAUGUACGCCUACUACGGAAUAUCCUGUCUGGGACCUCAAUAUGCCAGAUAUGUUUGGUGGAAGAAACAUUUGACAAAGAUGCAAUUGGUACAAUUCGUAUUGGCGGUUACGAAUCUCUACUACCAACAGAAGUGGACUCCGUGCCCUUUGCCUCUCGGCUUCCAUUACUUCGCAUUGGGAACUUUAUUCUCAUUUUUCUUCCUCUUCCUUAAUUUUUACUUCAAAAGUUACAGAACACGUAGAAAUCACGAAAAGAAACAACGUGAUGCAGACAAUAAUUUAAAAGUAGCAAAUAAGAAUGGAAUUUUAAAAAGUAAUUGA
This is a messenger RNA of Papilio polytes (common Mormon), 732 nucleotides long. RefSeq names its product elongation of very long chain fatty acids protein 4-like. Bases 1 to 732 code for a protein of 243 amino acids. Gene Ontology annotation, molecular function: fatty acid elongase activity. Gene Ontology annotation, biological process: very long-chain fatty acid biosynthetic process; sphingolipid biosynthetic process; fatty acid elongation, polyunsaturated fatty acid. The record is from RefSeq and is a predicted model, not a curated record. The transcript has 5 exons. Lineage: Eukaryota; Metazoa; Arthropoda; Insecta; Lepidoptera; Papilionidae. Gene Ontology annotation, cellular component: endoplasmic reticulum membrane.